AUUUGUUAGAGGGUGUAGCAGCUAAAACAGGAAGUGUCUUGGAGAAGACGAGACCGGAGAGAUAAGAGCUGUUCAGAAGCCAUGGCAACGAGUAUCAGCACCCAGAGAGGCCAGGUGUUUAUUGGGGAACUGCCCCAAGAUUUCCUGCGCAUUACCCCUACCCAGCAGCAGCAGCAGAUACAGUUGGAUGCCCAGGCAGCACAGCAGCUACAGUAUUCUGGAGUUAUGGGGACCAUGGGCCGACUCAGCAUUACUGUGGUGCAGGCUAAGCUUGCUAAGAAUUAUGGAAUGACCCGGAUGGACCCAUACUGCCGGAUACGUUUGGGAUAUGCAGUGUAUGAGACGCCUACUGCUCAUAAUGGGGCUAAGAACCCACGGUGGAACAAAGUGAUUCAGUGCACAAUUCCUCCUGGAGUUGAUUCCUUCUACCUAGAAAUAUUUGAUGAGAGAGCAUUCUCAAUGGAUGACCGCAUUGCCUGGACACACAUCACUAUCCCAGAGACACUGAAGGAAGGAAAGCAUGUGGAUGAAUGGUUCAGUUUAAGUGGCAGACAAGGGGAUGACAAGGAAGGAAUGAUCAACCUCGUCAUGUCCUACACGUCCGUGCCAGCAAUGAUGCCUCAACAGCCUGUAGUUUUGAUGCCCACCGUCUACCAGCAGGGGGUCGGCUAUGUGCCCAUUGCAGGUCCUAUUUACAACCCUGGGAUGCCAAUGGCUGCUCCUCCACCAGCUGUUAACCCUCAACACCAGACUCGAGAAGAGGACAUUAAAUUCAUUAAGGAUAUGUUCCCCACCAUGGACCCUGAGGUCAUUCGUUCUGUGCUGGAGGCGCAAGGAGGAAACCGGGAUGCUGCUGUCAACUCCCUGCUUCAGAUGGUGGAAGAUUCAUAGCGGCCAAGCCCUCCGUACAGUUUCCCCUUCCCUUGCCUGUGUCCUGUAUGACUUGCCAUAAAGGGAAUCUCAUCCUCCCUAACUUUGAUAUAACAUAUGGCUGCUCUUUUACGUUGAGUGUUGAUUGUGGUCUUCUCAGCUUCUCCUACCAUCUUUUCUGAAGUUGGAAGUUCCCUCACAUUCCUCCUGAGCCUGCAGUGCCCUUAUUAGUGUUAAUAUAUUUUUCAGAUGCCAUGAGCACACUGUACCCCCUAUCCUUUAUGCUUGAUUGGACUGAGCUGUUCUCGUUAAGAUGUGUUCUGUCGUCUGUGCUUCCAUUGACUCUGAUCACUGUACCUGCCCAUUCAUUUGGAAUAUCAUCAUGUGUCUGUUUUUCCUUUUAAAUUAUUAAUGUAAGGAAACAACUAUAAUAUUUUAACAUUGCAA
Messenger RNA from Xenopus tropicalis (tropical clawed frog), 1317 nucleotides. It is a transcript of the gene tollip, whose product is annotated as toll interacting protein. The transcript has 6 exons. Gene Ontology annotation, cellular component: early endosome; endosome; cytoplasm. The record is from RefSeq and is marked provisional. Gene Ontology annotation, molecular function: ubiquitin binding. Lineage: Eukaryota; Metazoa; Chordata; Amphibia; Anura; Pipidae. Bases 82 to 891 code for a protein of 269 amino acids.